Molecule: messenger RNA, 4427 nt
Organism: Anastrepha obliqua
Lineage: Eukaryota; Metazoa; Arthropoda; Insecta; Diptera; Tephritidae
Gene: prage
Product: putative exonuclease GOR
Exons: 3
Coding region: 924-3218 (764 amino acids)
Cellular component (GO): nucleus
Molecular function (GO): exonuclease activity; nucleic acid binding
Source: RefSeq, a predicted model, not a curated record
AAAAAAAAACAAAGCAAGCUGCAGUCAUACCCUGUAAAACAUUGAAACGUGCUCAACAGCAGGAACAGCCAAACAUUUCAGGGUACGAGUGUUUGCUGCGAGCAAGCGCAUGCAACACGUAAGGAUACGAAGGUAAAGUGCUGCUCAGCAAAUUUCAAGAGAAAGCAACAUAAACAGCAACACCAACAACAAGACAAUAAAGAGAAGCCAAUCAAACAAAGCAACUUACAUAUAAAAGCAGGCACAACAAGAAGUCUUAUAAGCAGUUACUUCAAGUAGGGCGGCAAACAUCUGGUGUCUGUGUAACUUCAUUAUAGCUGGCUCACACGCGCACAUCGAAAUCAACCAUCAACAACGAAUAGGAAGAGCGCCAGUGAGUGAGACAGUGUGAGAGCGUUACUACAUUCAAGGACCUGGCACAUUGAAAAGGAUAUUGAACCUACGCUUGCCAUCUGUAUAUACUGGUGUGUGGUGUUUGUAUUAGUGCACGCAACACCACGUGUUUCUAGCGCUAAAGUAUAUAGCAGAACAGACGCUGAAGCAAACCAAGGGCGCAGCGUCGCACAUCGAUUUAUUCGUCGUGCAUGCCUGGCGGUGGUUGAAUCGCGCAACAUUGCCGUUUAUGUGCAUGAACUUGUAUCCUGUGCUGUCCUGUCCUGUCCAAGCUCAAUUGUUAACGCGUGUGUGUAGAGUGUAAAAAGCAUAGUGUAGCAAGCAAGCUUGUUUUUUGUAGGCAAACAAAGGACUUUUUAAUUUUCAUUUGCCAAAUAAGCGAGUGAACGUGCGCGCUAAAGGUAUCUAUAGCGCUUUUCGCUACGAACACAGUGCAGUGCAGUGCUGAGGAAUAAUUUCCUUUUAUUUGAAGUUUGCGUGAAAUAUUUUUUUUUGUUUGUUUAAUUAUAAUUGAUAAUUGUCAAUCAGAAAUGGAUUACUUCGAUAGCAUGUUGGAGCAGAUGCAGAUGAUGGAUUACAAGGUGCUCAGCCUGUUGGCUGUACCAAUUUUGGCUGUGGUGGUGUUGGCGGUAGUGCUGCUGCGGAUAACGAGAAAAAUACCCAAUGCGCAACAUGUACCUGUUUAUGGCGUCCACCAACCGACCCAUAGAUAUUAUCAGCCACACCAACAUCUCAAUAACGGCAUGCAGUGCCAUUAUAAGGGCAACGUGUCGGAUUCGUCUAGGGCUCGUAAUAAUCCAAAUAACCAACGCCGAGUACCGGCACAGCAGCAGCAGCAACCACAACCACAACACAAUGCGAAACCUAGGAAGGCUCGUUUCAACAGUAAACGGUCAGACAAUAAUGGUGCGUCCACACAGAAACGUACUACCGAUUUUGCAGCCGAUGAUUAUUUCGCUCAUCAAAGGGUAUAUACCUACAAUCGACAGUAUAUGUCUUCACGCGCCGAAGACAAUAUUUUGGCGGCACGCCACAACCCAGCACAUCGUAGCAGCACCUCAAGCAGCGGUGUUGCAGCCAGCGAUGAUCUUGUUUCAAGCUCGAGUAAUGAGGACUUGAGCACCGUCUACUCGGUUAUCUCGCAGCCGGACAAAAAGGCUGGUAAAGAGACGGGGCGUAGAAAUCGCCAGCAGCAUCACCGCAAGCGUCACAGCGAGCAAAACCUAGUCCGCAUCAUUCCUAUAAAUGGCAACGAGGAUAGCAAGGAAAACCGGCGUCCCGGACAGCAGCAAGCACAAUGUCAAAACCAGCAGCAACAACAGCAGCAGCAACAGCCAUCGAAGACGGCUAACUUAAAUCUGCGAAAAACAGCUGCACUGAAAGCGGCAAACACACACACGGCGUGCAGCAACACUGGUGGUAGCACCAAUGCGAAGUCUGGCAAAGCUGCAUCCACGUCGUCGGAAACGUCAUCUGUUUCGAGUUCACCCACCAAUUCGGCGAACUGUUCGCCCACUGCCUCGCCCACCGCAAGUAAGCGUAACGUGGAAAAUUUGCGCAGAGUUGCACGCGCAUUCGUGCCGCGAGUGCAGCAGCACACCAAACUGAAUAUGUCGGAGGGAGAGUUUGUGCAACAUUUGCAACGCUACGUCAUAGAUCCCAAUUUGUUACGCAUCUAUGGCUAUCCAGUCGAGAGCGCGAUCCACGAAGGGUGUAUUGAAGUACAAAAGUGCUUCCCCCGUCCAUCAGCAGCGCACUCAUCUCAUACGACGUCCGUAGUUAAUAUCGUUGAUGGAUUGGAAAUAAGCCGUACUACUAGCAGCAGCAGCAGCGACUCUACAACCACUGCCACCACCAACAACAUCGAAACACAAUCGACGGUCGGCGACAAUUCGUCGGAUUCCGGCCAAGGAUCUGCCAAUUCUACUCCGCCCUCCUUGGAUUCGGAUUCGAGCGAAGCAGGUGAGGACGAACCAGCGACUACCACCGUUUGCUUCACACCAAAUGGGCAAUUUCAAAUUUUCUCCCAAUACGACCAGUCAUUGGAGAAGCAAUGCGUGCGCUGUAUGCGCACAUUUCACGUAACCGAAUCGGGCGAAUACCUCACUCACGAGAGCUGCACGUUCCACUGGGGUAAACUCCAUUUCAACUAUGUCGGCAAUGGCUACGCCUCACAGUACACCUGUUGUGGGGGCACCAAGGAGACGGAAGGUUGUUCACACAACCACCUGCAUGUGUGGACCGGCGCUGUGGUGGGCAUUAAUGGCCCUUACAAGAAUUUUGUGCAAACACGCCUGCGCAGCAGCUAUAAAAGUAUUACGCCCAAAGUGUAUGCUCUAGACACGGAGAUGUCGUUUACAGGGCGUGGACUUGAAGUGACCAAGGUGACGAUGGUUGGCUAUGAUGGCCAAUUAGUUUACGAGCAUUUCGUGCGGCCCGAUAAACCUGUGGUGGACUACAAUACGCGUUUCUCGGGAAUCACCGAAAAAGACAUCUCGAGUAAUGACGUAAAGACGCUGGAAGAGGUGCAGAAAGAUCUGCUCGAAUUUAUCGAUGCCGAAACCAUCGUAAUAGGCCACGCUCUGGAUAAUGAUUUGCGUGUGCUGCGAAUAGUGCAUAAAAAUAUCAUUGAUACGUCGAUCACAUUCCCGCAUCCAAGCGGCUUCCCGUACCGUCGCGCGCUAAAGAACCUGACGAAGUCAUAUCUUCAUCGCGACAUCCAAUGCAGUGAUGCCGGGCACAAUAGUUUCGAGGACUCAAUGGCGUGUCUAGAGCUUAUGAUGUGGAAAGUGCGUAAAGACACUUUACGGCCGACAGCGUAUUGAGCAACAGGCGGGUCGCUGAGCGAGACCAACACUAUGUGUGAGCCUCAGUGCGUAUUGGGUGUAACUGGUGGUGUGGUGUGGCGUGGCGUGAGUGAAUGAGUGAUGAUGAGUGUGGCUGUGAGCGCAUGUGGACCUCGCUGUGUGCUCUAUUGUUUUUACAAUACACAUACGACACAUUAUUGUAUCUAUGUGUGAGUGUGUGUGGUAAUUUUCUACAAGUACUGCUUAAUUUUUUACUAAUUAGCUACAACAUAUACAUAUACAUAUGCAUAUGUAUGUAUGUAUAUAUUUAUAUAUUACGACAAGUUUAAAGUUAAGAAAACUUGCUUGUGUGGCAGCUGGCCCGCAUUUGCCGCCUGAGCGUGGGAAAAUUAUUGCACUUUCCAGCUCAGCGUUCGUUUGCAUGACGCGCGGUAUGGCGCAGUGCGGGUGCCUCCAAAAACUAAUGUGAAACCGUACCAGAAGAAAGUAGCAAAAGCCGUUGUAGCGACAGAAAGCAAUCUCGGAUUAUUGAAAAGCUGCUGCUGACAUUCAAACAAAAAUGGAGCGGAAUUUUUUUUAGAAAAUACUAUGAACUGAUUAAUUGCUGUGAUUUUUUGCACUAGCGCACGCUGUUCUCAUUUUUUUCCAAUUUUCACCCUCGUAAAUUCAAACGAAACAGGAGGGAAACCAAAAAAAAACUAAACUAAACUAAACGAAUAUGAAAUUUUUAUUGCCAUGAUAUAACAAAGAAAGUAGUUUCACUUACAAGUUUUUGACAGAUGCAGUAAUUUUUGAAGUUUCAUAUAUAUUACCAACAGCGUUGCCACAUUAUUACUAUCUUAAAAAUAAAUGAUGGUGUUGCGAGUUGGGAAUUUCUUUAGCGUAAUUACAUAAAUUUCAUUUUUAUUAGUCUUCUCAGACGAAUCCAUGAAUGUAGUAGUACAGGAUAUGUAUGUAUAUGUAUGUAUCGCCAAUACAUGCACAAAAUUUAAAUGUACUGCCCAUUACAAGGAAAUAAACGCAUAUAUGUACAUAUGUAUGUACUUACGCUUAAGGAUAAUCCGAAAUCGAAACAUCUGUAUGUAUGUUAUGUUAACAUAGUUGUGAUUAUGAUUUUAUUUAAUAAACAAUUCAAUUCAACCAACGCAUAAAGCUGUAAUUUUUCUCAACUUCCUAUUUUCAUAUUUAGCUUUGCUCCUUUUUGGGGAAGAAGAAAUCCCUAAAAAU